GCAGAAUGUGACGUCACAUCAGUAAACGUGACGACAGAUCAGCCAUGUACUGACGUUGAUUAUGACGCCAUCGUGAUGCCGAACACAACAGAGGAAGGAACAAACAUUACAUACACGUGCAAAAGUCUGCUGACACGUACAAAGGCCCAAAUUGACUAUUGUCCUGUACAGCUUUGUCAAGCAAAUGGCACGUGGAGAGAAGCAACGUUGUCAUGUGGGAGUUCUGAAUGCAUAAAUGGGUCAUCGGAGGAUUAUAUAGGCAGUAGAGUGUGCACUGUUUGCGGCAAAAUGUGCCAACGUUGGGAUAGCCAAUCACUGUGGCCACACCCCUUUACCGAGAACUCCAUGUUCCCGGAAUAUAAUGUUACAUUGGCGCAUAACUACUGUCGGGAUCCAAACGGAACCAGGGGCGCCCCCUGGUGUUACACAGAGGAUAACAGCACAGAAUGGGAAUUUUGUGGCAUCCCGAAUUGCAUAGAUGUAACUGUUGAUCAAGGCAUAUGUCCAAAUGAUUAUUGCGGAGACCCAGAGCCAGCCCUUACCACAGACAAUGUGUGUAGUCAAACCAUGAUGGCCGGUGGUUACCUGAGGAACAUCGGUUCCAUCAUUAAGUACGUCUGCAAUGGGCUGUUAAAUGGCUCCCACUCACUGGGAAAUUAUUGUCCCGUGAGGACCUGUCAGGAAAACUUCUACUGGACUUCAGUGUCACUUUCCUGCGGAAUGAAUGAAUGCUAUGGGGCGGGACAAUCAAUGAAUUAUACUGGUAAAAGGACAUGCAGUGCCAGCGGUCAAGCUUGUCUACCUUGGAACAGCCUUUCUCCACAAGCGCACAACUUCACCUCAUCUGACUUUCCGGACACAGACAUUCACGAGGCUGGCACAUACUGUAGAGACCCGAAUGGUACAGAAGGUCAGCCAUGGUGUUUUAUAAACGAAACGACAAUGGAGUAUUGCGAAAUCCCGGAAUGUUCAACAUUGCCAGUAAACUAUGGAAAGUGCAAACCUCCUAAUUUCCAUACGAAAAACGUACUAUACAAGCUGUUGAAUGAAAGCAGGAGUGGCUUUGACCUCCACGACUCUAUCCCGUCAACAAGAACGCCGACCUCGUGUUGCCGUCUGUGUAACCAGCGUCCUCCGUGUGUAAUGGUCACUUACAACAGCACAGGGGGCGCCUGUAACUUGUACAAGGAGAAUGCUACAGUUUUAGACAACGUUGAAUGCACUGCAGACAAAUGCUAUCUGAUAGAACAUUUGUUUUAAAAUCUGAACAGUUCAUUCAGAUCUUUUUUUCAUGUUACGUCAUAUUUAGUUUAAACAUACAAUAUCCAUAAUCAUUGCAGUUCAAUUUAUAACACCCUUACCGUAUAUCACGUGCAUGCUAAAUGAAUACAUAUACAAGAGAAACUUGUAUUGAAAUAUUAUGCCCUAGCAGUGCAAACUUAUAUUGUUUUACAU
Ruditapes philippinarum (Manila clam) is the source of this 1455-nucleotide messenger RNA. RefSeq names its product plasminogen-like. The record is from RefSeq and is a predicted model, not a curated record. Bases 76 to 1260 code for a protein of 394 amino acids. NCBI's taxonomy places the organism in Eukaryota, Metazoa, Mollusca, Bivalvia, Venerida, Veneridae. The transcript is spliced from 8 exons. Gene Ontology annotation, molecular function: signaling receptor binding; endopeptidase activity.